AUGUUCAACAACGGCUUCGGAGGCGACGGCAACCCAUAUGCCCAAAACUACGCGACAGGCGGCGGCGCUAGCGGAGGAGGCUUCUUGGCCAACGGAAGUCAGACCGACUCACCAAGUGGAAAGAGGGCCGGAAACAACACUCUCAGGCCCGUCACCAUCCGACAGAUCCUAAACGCGGAGCAGCCGCAUCCAGAUGCCGAAUUCACCCUCGACGGUGCGGAGCUGGGUCAACUGACCUUUGUUGCUGUGGUCCGAAAUAUCUCCAGGAAUGCCACCAACGUUGCGUACAGCGUUGAGGAUGGCACUGGACAGAUCGAGGUGCGCCAGUGGCUUGACAGCUCCGGCGAUGACACCUCCAAGGCUUCCGAUAUUCGCCAAAACGUCUAUGUAAGAGUGCUCGGCACCUUGAAGUCGUUCCAGAAUCGACGAUCCAUCUCUGCGGGUCACAUGCGUCCGGUGAUCGACUACAACGAAGUCAUGUUCCACCGUCUCGAAGCCGUCCACUCGCAUCUGCAGCUCACUCGCGGACCCAAAGCCUCUCAGGCCAACGGAGGCGGUGCCGCCGCACAGGGUGCCGACCGUCCCCAGGCACAGACGAGCGACAUCAACGCCUACUCGGGCUCUAACAAGCAGACUGUGCUCGAUCUGUACUCGAGCCUCGACCCGCUCCCGCGCCAGAUCAUGGGCAUCGUCACGAGCGAGGCCGAGAACCACAGCGACGGUGUCCAUGUCAACUUGAUCGCUAGGAUGUUGAAGGGCGUCGAUGUGUCGGACGUCAAAGUCGCUGUCGAGGAGCUCAGCUCCGAGGGCUACCUCUACACGGCUGCCGACGACGAUCAUGUACUGCCCACUGCAUGA
This is a messenger RNA of Sporisorium graminicola, 858 nucleotides long. RefSeq lists its product as uncharacterized. The record is from RefSeq and is a predicted model, not a curated record. The transcript is spliced from 4 exons. Lineage: Eukaryota; Fungi; Basidiomycota; Ustilaginomycetes; Ustilaginales; Ustilaginaceae. The coding region runs from base 1 to 858 and encodes 285 amino acids. Gene Ontology annotation, biological process: DNA replication; double-strand break repair via homologous recombination; nucleotide-excision repair. Gene Ontology annotation, cellular component: site of double-strand break; nucleus; DNA replication factor A complex. Gene Ontology annotation, molecular function: DNA binding.